Drosophila biarmipes is the source of this 1444-nucleotide messenger RNA. RefSeq lists its product as uncharacterized. Lineage: Eukaryota; Metazoa; Arthropoda; Insecta; Diptera; Drosophilidae. Bases 164 to 1426 code for a protein of 420 amino acids. The transcript has 3 exons. The record is from RefSeq and is a predicted model, not a curated record.
ACGCCAGUUUAUUUAUAGACCUAGUCAAAUAUCAUCGAACUGCUACCUUCCCCUUGUGUUUUCGACCACUUCGUUUAUGUCCGUGUCGUUAACACCCGAAUUCCAAGCAAUUAAUAUCAUAUCCAUGGCCAAUUGAGCUUGGUGCUCACUUAUACCCGGAGCCAUGUCGCAUAAAGGUGGCUUUCGCAGGCUCCGUAGUAAGCCCACCCAAACAAUACAUCGCUGGUUUUUCAAGGGGAGUGCCUGGGGCAUUUACGCAAUCGCCUGCGGAUUCCACUUCUUCAAGCUUCACUACAAUGAGCGAACCAACCAGGUGGAGGAGGCCCAGUACCAUCGGAUGUGGUCAAAGAUUGUGGUGGCCAUGAAGGUUGUGCUGGUGGCCAGCCAAUACCUGCAGUACUUCGUCCUCGGCCUAGGCACAUACAUCCACAUCAAGCUGGUGCACACCAGCAGCGCCCAGAACUUUGUGAUGAGUGUCUUCAUGCUGGCAAUAGUCGUGAACGUCCUGCGCCGCCUGGUGGUCUUUCUGCACCUGAAAGCGGAUCGCAGGUUUGUGGAGCACUCGGUCAAUGAGAUCCUGCAGAUCACCAGCCUGAUCGAGCGGAAGAUCGGCAUGGUAUACAACUGCGAUUUUGUGUUGGUGGGAGUGUAUUUGUUCAAACUGUGGAUACUCUACAUCCUGCUGGAUGCCCUGUGGAACAAGCCCUACUUCCUGGUAGUUAACUUCCUGUACUGGGUGCUGCUGGAGUACUGCUUUGCAGGGUACUUCAUCUACCAGCUGAUCCUGCUCAGCUGGUAUCGCACCAUCAUCCUGUUCCUACAGCGCUUUGUCGAGGACAACGAGAUUCGUCAGGAUAUCGGGGCCCAUUACCAUCAGCGGCUGUUCCUGCUUUUUGAGCUGCAUCUCCGCAUCAACAAUCUCCACAAAUACGUCAAGGACAAUUUGUCCUGGCUCUCGACUUCUAUUUACCUUAUGAUCUUCACCUGCAUCUUCAACAUGGAGCUUCUCAUAGAGUGCAGCCUGUUCGCCGAGGACGAGUUCGAGAACAAGAUCUACAUUAUUGCCGAUGGUUGCUUGGGACCCGUGUUCAUCCCGAUCCUAUAUGUCCUUAUGCUGGGGAUGUGCACUGACAGGAUCCGCGAUGCUGAGCUACAGCUACAGCAGCUGAUCGUCAUCACCCAGGCCCUGUAUAUGAGGAAAGUGAAGCCCCGCCUGCAAACCGCAGUGGUUCUCGACAACGAGCACACUUCCUUGAUACUUCACCAGAAAUUGGAACCGCUCCAAAAUAUGAUCAUUUUGGAUAUCACCUGCGAUCGUCAGUUCGCCAUGGAAUAUAUUCUUACGGUGAUCCUGACAGCAUUAUCCCUUGUUCAGUAUACCAUAUCAUGUGGAAGGGAUAUUAGCGAGUGUUUGACUCAUAAAUAAAUUGGAAAUUUAUGUUUA